AUGUCUUCGUCUCGCGUUUGGUUGAUCACCGGCACAUCGUCUGGCUUUGGCCUCGAGAUGGCCCGCUACGCCCUCUCGAAGGGCGAGCGCGUCGUUGCCACCCUCCGAAGGCCCGAGGUUCUCAAGGAAUUCGCGUCGCAGUAUUCUUCCACCCAGUUGCUCGUCCUCAAGCUCGACGUCACCAAGCCAGAGGAAAUCAAGGAUGCGUUCGCCAAAGCGAAGGAGACUUUCGGCCGCGUCGACGUCGUAUUCAACAAUGCAGGCCAUACGGUAAACGGGGAAGCGGAGGCGAUUCCUGACGAGCCUGCGCGGAACCUGUUGGAGGUGGACUUCUGGGGCGCCGUGCAUGUCUCGCAGGAAGCGAUAAGAUUCUUCCGCGAGGAGAAUAGCCCGCAGGGUGGCCGCCUUAUCCAGAACAGCGCUCUGAUUGGGCUGGUAACCUUCCCAACGGCGGCAUUCUACGCCGCUGCGAAGCACGCUCUGGAAGCGUUCACCGAAACGCUGGGCAAGGAGGUGAACCCUACGUGGAAUAUCAAGAUCUCCUCCGUACUGGCUGGAAGCUUCGCUACCGACAUCGGGAAAUCGCUCCAGAUGAUGCCUCAGCACCCUGCGUACGCCGACGAGUCGAAUGCGACGACCAUGGCACGCAAGAUGCUGAACCAGAUGUUGAGCAUGGGCACAGACAAGGAAGCGGCCAAGAUGCUGGGCUUGGGCGAUCCUGCGAAGGGGGUUGAGAAGAUCUACGAGUUGAGCAGGCUGCCGAACCCGCCACUCCGCCUGCUGCUCGGGAAGGACGCGAACCACAUGUUCAGGGAGUGGCUUGCGCAGGUGACCAAGGAGAUAGACGAGUAUGCGUCGUGGUCGGAUGAUGUCGCAUUCAAGGAGGAAUGAAAGGAGCCAGACGUAGCCGUUCCCUUCCAAAUAACCAGUAGCGACAGUUCUGGGACCUGCCUCUGUAUAUGAAAGCUAACAUGGCAAUUUGUUAUCUCG
This is a messenger RNA of Dichomitus squalens LYAD-421 SS1, 990 nucleotides long. Its product is annotated as NAD(P)-binding protein. The record is from RefSeq and is a predicted model, not a curated record. The transcript is spliced from 4 exons. Gene Ontology annotation, molecular function: oxidoreductase activity. The coding region runs from base 1 to 891 and encodes 296 amino acids. Lineage: Eukaryota; Fungi; Basidiomycota; Agaricomycetes; Polyporales; Polyporaceae.